UUCCAUUGCAUUUGGGGUGCAUUUAUCAGGUUUCCGGAGCUUAUGGCGAAGGAGGGACCGGAGGUGAUGAUCGGAGAUGGACCAGAAGGAGAUCGGAGUAAUCGGAUGGCAAAACAAGCAAGACGGAACAGAGCCUUGAGCAAAAGGAAACAGAGUGCUUGA
Messenger RNA from Microthlaspi erraticum, 162 nucleotides. The record is from the annotation of a GenBank genome assembly. Lineage: Eukaryota; Viridiplantae; Streptophyta; Magnoliopsida; Brassicales; Brassicaceae.